Messenger RNA from Aspergillus steynii IBT 23096, 1796 nucleotides. Its product is annotated as aspartate kinase. Lineage: Eukaryota; Fungi; Ascomycota; Eurotiomycetes; Eurotiales; Aspergillaceae. The transcript has 4 exons. Bases 103 to 1680 code for a protein of 525 amino acids. Gene Ontology annotation, biological process: amino acid biosynthetic process. Gene Ontology annotation, molecular function: aspartate kinase activity. The record is from RefSeq and is a predicted model, not a curated record.
AAAAGAGUCCCGCUGCCGAACAGUCACGUCAAUUAGAAGCAUUGGAUUGAUAACACCACCCCCGACUGCACGCUCUUCUUCUGUCGCUGAAAUCCCACCAGCAUGGAAGGCCCGUUGCAGUUCAAUUACAGUCAUCCCUCCGCAGCUAACCGUGGGCCAGUGGGCAGGUCAAACAGCAACUGGGUUGUACAGAAGUUUGGGGGCACCAGUGUCGGGAAAUUCGCCCUCAAUAUCAUUGAUCAAGUCGUCGUGCCGAGUCUUUUGGAACAUAAUGUAGCCGUUGUAUGCUCUGCAAGAAGCAGUUCGACAAAAGCUGAAGGUACCACCAAUCGAUUGUUACGAGCCGCGCGGGACGCAGAGAAUGCUCAAUCACAACACUACGUUGCAUUUAUAGAGGCGGUCAGACAGGAACAUGCUCAAGAAGCAGAGGAUCAAAUCCACUCCGAUGAACUCAAAACCCAGCUCGUUGCGGAUAUCAAUGGUGAUUGCGAAAAGGUUCUCAAGGUCCUCGAGGCCGCUCAGACUCUCGGAGAGAUAAGUGCUCGAUGUGUCGACAAGGUUAUCAGUACCGGAGAGAAGCUCAGCUGUCGUCUGAUGGCCGCCCUACUGCAGGACCGAGGAGUAAAUUCGCAGUACGUGGAUUUGGCUGAGGUCAUCGACUUUCCCAUUUCGAGUCAAGGCCUCGACCAAGGUUUCUACGACAAUCUCGCCGCCUCCCUUAGCCGGAAGAUUGGAUCCUGUGAAGGUAAAGUUCCAGUCAUCACCGGGUUCUUUGGGACUGUACCCGGUGGCCUUCUCGACCAGGUAGGCCGCGGAUAUACAGAUCUCUGUGCGGCUUUAGUAGCAGUUGGGAUCCAUGCCCAAGAGCUACAGGUGUGGAAGGAAGUCGAUGGAAUAUUUACUGCUGAUCCCCGGAAGGUGCCAACUGCUCGCCUCCUUCCUGCGAUCACGCCUGCAGAAGCAGCCGAGUUGACAUUCUACGGCUCAGAAGUCAUCCAUCCUUUUACAAUGGAACAGGUUAUACGUGCCAAGAUCCCGAUUCGCAUAAAAAACGUCAUGAAUCCGAAGAGCAACGGCACUGUCAUCUUCCCCGACUCCACUUAUGAGCUGGAAAAGACGGCCCCUGGACAUGACCCACGAUUGUUCCGGACAAGGAGCCCAAGCCUGAUGCAAAGACCGAAGCGCCCGACUGCCGUGACCAUCAAGCAUAAAAUCCUGGUGAUCAAUGUACAUUCCAACAAACGCUCUCUGUCCCAUGGAUUUUUUGCUGGGAUCUUUUCCGUCCUUGAUCGGUGGAGGCUCUCGAUUGACCUGAUAUCUACCAGUGAAGUACACGUAUCAAUGGCGCUUCACUCCGAAGUACCGCUUCUCAAUGGAGUUGGCAGGGAUGAGUAUCAGGUAAUUGAUGAGGACCUCAAGGGCGCCUUGCAUGAUUUGCAAAGAUAUGGUACCGUUGACAUCAUUCCCGAGAUGGCCAUCCUCAGUCUUGUCGGCAAACAAAUGAAGAACAUGAUUGGGGUUGCCGGGAGGAUGUUUACCACUCUUGGAGAAAACAACGUGAAUAUCGAAAUGAUCUCUCAAGGCGCAAGUGAGAUUAACAUUUCCUGCGUUAUUGAAGAAAGAGAUGCGGAUCGUGCGCUGAACAUAAUACACACAAGCAUGUUCACAUUCCUAGAUUAGAUGUGACUUGUAUUAAUCCCAAUCCUUGUCGAACCCAACCCUCCUCUCUGAGUUCUUGCGUCUUUUCUGGCUUUUAUCUGCCAUGAUUGAUACUAUAUCACCCCCCCCCCCCCCCC